Messenger RNA from Cladocopium goreaui, 1155 nucleotides. NCBI's taxonomy places the organism in Eukaryota, Dinophyceae, Suessiales, Symbiodiniaceae. The record is from the annotation of a GenBank genome assembly.
UCUUUCACUCCACUCCAUCUUAAAGCCAGAACCGUUUCGGUGUCGGAUGAUUUAAGGACAUGGAUUAUUAUUGAUCAUUUGCAUUCACGAGUCACAGAACUCGUGAUGUGCUCCCGCAAAUGAAACUUCACUUCACAGAUGAAGUGUGUGGACAAGAAGCAGGAGGCGCAUCUGCUAAAAAGCGGCAGCUGCGAGGGCAGACCCACCGUGGAAGCACAUGCCUUGCGCUCCGUGACCAGCUCAGCUGAGAGUUUCUGGUUGGAUGAGUCCGUUCGCCAGGCGCUGAGGGGCCAAGCAGGACCAGGGUACUCAGAGGCUCAGCAUGUGGGCUGCGAGCAGCUCUGCCGAUCGCUGCAGCGGUCGCAGCAGAAAUUGGAUGCGGAGCAUCAAGUUGCGACAGCCACGUGGGGUGCCCCACUGUCCCUCUUCAGUGAAUCUGCACAACAGCGAGCCACAGAGAGUGGCGUGCACGAUUGGGCUAUCCUCACAGUGAUGAAGGCCCGACGUCUCGUCGAGGAAGCCGCCGGCCUGGGCGAUCUCACAGAAGUGUACAAGGCACAAAUUCUCACGGCGCAACGUGAGAAGCGGAAGGUCUUGAGAGAACCCUUGCUCCGGCACUUGGAGCGCCUCGACGGUCUGGCGGAGGAGUUGCAAGCGCAUCAGCCGUACCUUCGUGCCGCAAAAGAUGCCUUCAGCAGACCCAAGGCCGAUGCGAAGGCCGAGACAGGUCUGCCAUCUUCCCCUUCCGUCAAGAACCCCACGCACGAGAAGGAGUCUCCGGUGGUGAUUCUUCAGCCACGUAGCAGGCCACUGAUGUUCGGCUCCCUGGGAGCCAAGCCGAAGGAGUACAUGAUCCGAUUCUUGGAAUCUGCCAUUGAUUUCGUUGGGGCUGCUGCCACAGCCACAGGCAUGAGUGCCGACGUUCAGUCCGCAGAGGCAGAGAACGCUGCAACCGAGGAAGCUGCGCCGCCGGCGUCCACGGAAGUGGCGUUGCCGGCGCUGGAAACAGCUGUAGGCACCAUCUCCCAAUGGCUUGAUGUCAAGGAGGCGAUCGAAGAAUCGCCGCCCAGUCCAAGAGAGGUUGACUGGACCUCUGCUCAGCUCCUCUGGCAGCGCUGCCGCCGCAAGAGCGACCGGCGCUGGACGCUGGCCUGA